Messenger RNA from Phascolarctos cinereus (koala), 5774 nucleotides. RefSeq lists its product as uncharacterized. NCBI's taxonomy places the organism in Eukaryota, Metazoa, Chordata, Mammalia, Diprotodontia, Phascolarctidae. Gene Ontology annotation, molecular function: RNA polymerase II cis-regulatory region sequence-specific DNA binding; DNA-binding transcription factor activity, RNA polymerase II-specific. The record is from RefSeq and is a predicted model, not a curated record. Gene Ontology annotation, biological process: regulation of transcription by RNA polymerase II.
CCGGUGCGGUUCCGGUGCCGGAACACUCCCUGCCCGUAUACACGUAACUUCCGCCCCUCCGUCCUGGGCGCAGGCUCGUGGCCGCCUCAAUUCCGUUCCUUCAGCUACCACCGUCGCCGGGGUCCGAACCCCAAGUCCGGGGCCGGCCCCGCCCCUGGAGUACCCAGCUCUACUCCCCUGGAGUACCCAGCUCUACUCUCCUGGAGAGGAGGGAGGCAUGGCCCCCGGGCCCGAGGGCUCUGUGACCUUCCAGGACGUGGCAGUGACCUUCACCCCCGAGGAGUGGGGGCGCCUGGCCACUCCCCAGAAGGAGCUGUACCGGGAGGUGAUGCUGGAGAACUUUGGGCACUUGGCCUGCCUGGGCCUGGCCCUUUCCAAGCCAGAGGUGAUCUGCCAGCUGGAGAGAGGAGAAGCCCCUUGGAUGCCAGGGGGGGAUGUCCCCCAGAUGCCAAGUGCAGACUUGGAGGUAGCAUCUGAAACCAAGGAGCCAACUUCAAAGAUUGCCAUUUUGGUGGAGGAAUCGUCGUUGGAAACACUGACAAAGGAACUUCCCUAUGUCUUCAAGUUGGGAGAAACCUCAGAAUGUGACUCCCAGUUAAAGAGGUGGCAGAGAAAUGUGGAAAAACAUUCUAGAAUUCACACUGGAGAGAAACCCCGUAAAUGUACUGAAUGUGGGAAGCCCUUUCGCCAGCGCUCACAACUUAUUGAACAUAUGAGAAUUCAUACUGGAGAGAAACCUUAUGAAUGUAAGAUAUGUGGGAAGGCCUUUAGACGGACCACAGGACUUAUUCAACAUCAGACAACUCAUACUGGAGAGAGACCUUAUGAAUGUAGUGAAUGUGGGAAGGCUUUUACCCGAGUCACAGAUCUUACCCGACAUCAAAGAAUUCAUACUGGAGAAAAACCUUAUGAAUGUAAGGAAUGUGGAAAGGCCUUCACCCAGAUCAUAGACCUUACCCGACAUCAAAGAAUUCACACUGGGGAAAAACCUUAUGAAUGCUUUGAGUGUGGGAAGGCCUACCAUGGGAGCUCACAACUUACACGACAUCAGAGAAUUCAUACUGGAGAAAAACCUUAUGAAUGCAAUGAAUGUGGAAAGGCUUUUAGCCAGAAGUCACAACUUACUGUACAUCAGAGAAUUCAUACUGGAGAGAAACCUUAUGAGUGCAAAGAAUGUGGGAAAGCCUUCAGUCAGAGCUCACAACUUACUCUACAUCAGAGAAUUCAUACUGGGGAGAAACCUUAUGAAUGCAAAGAAUGUGGGAAGGCAUUCAGUCAGAGCUCACAACUUACUCUACAUCAGAGUGUUCAUACUGGAGUGAAGCCUUAUGAAUGUAAUGACUGUGGGAAGGCCUUCAGUUGUUUCACAAUACUUACUGAACACCAGAGAAUUCAUACUGGAGAGAGGCCUUAUAAAUGUAAUGAAUGUGGGAAAGCUUUCAGCCAGAGCUCACAACUUACUCUACAUCAUAGAAUUCAUACAGGAGAGAAACCUUAUGAAUGUAACGAAUGUGGGAAGGCCUUCAGUCGCUUCACAAUUCUUACUCAACAUCAGAGAAUCCAUACAGGAGAAAAGCCUUAUGAAUGUAAUGAAUGUGGGAAAUCCUUCAGCUGGAGUACAGGACUUAGUAGGCAUAAGGCAAUUCAUAAUGGAGACAAACCUUAUGAAUGUAAAGAAUGUGGGAAGGCCUUCCAUGAGAGCUCACAGCUUAUUCGACAUCAGAGAAUUCACACUGGAGAGAAACCCUAUGAAUGUUUUGAAUGUGGGAAGGCCUUUAGUCGCUUCACAAUUCUUACUCAACAUCAGAGAAUUCAUACUGGAGAGAAACCUUAUGAAUGUUUUGAAUGUGGGAAAUCUUUUAGCCGGAGCUCACAGCUUACUCUGCAUCAGAGGAUUCACACUGGAGAGAAACCUUAUGAAUGUUUUGACUGUGGGAAGGCUUUCAGCCAGAGUUCACAACUUACUCUACAUCAGAGAAUUCAUACUGGAGAGAAACCUUAUGAAUGUCAUGACUGUGGGAAGGCUUUCCGUGAUAGUUCACAACUUUCUCGACAUCAGAGAAUUCACAAUGGAAGGAAACCCUAUGAAUGUAAAGAAUGUGGGAAGGCCUUCUGCCAGAGAACAGAACUUACUACACAUCAGACAAGAAUUCAUACCGGGGAAAAACCUUUUGAAUGCAAAAAAUGUGGGAAAACCUUCCGCCAGAACUCACAGCUUAUUCGACAUCAGAGAAUUCACACUGGAGAGAAGCCUUAUAAAUACAAAUCUUAUGAAUGUAAUAAAUGUGAAAAGGUCUUCCACCAGAUACCAGACCUUAUUCACCAUCAAAAACUUCAUGUUGGAGAGAAACCUUUUGAGUGUUGUGAAUGUGGGAAGGCCUUCCGCCUGAGGAAGCAGCUUGUUCAGCACCACAUGACUCACGCUGAAGAGAAGCCAUACAAAUGUAACAAAUGUGAGAAGACCUUCGGCCGUAGUGCACAGCUGACUGUGCAUCAGAGACUUCACACAGGGGAGAGACCUUAUGCUUGCAGCGAAUGUGGGAAGGCCUUCAAUGAGAGCAAACAACUGAUUGUACAUCAGAGAAUACACAGUGGAGAGAAGCCUUAUGAGUGUAACAGAUGUGAAAAGGCUUUCCGUCUGAAGACACAGCUCACUAGACACCAGAGAAUUCACACAGGAGAAAAGCCUUAUGAAUGUAAAGAAUGUGGGAAGACUUUCCUGGAGAGCUCAGCACUUAUUCGACAUCAGAGAGUUCACACAGGAGCAAAACCUUAUGAAUGCAAAAAAUGUGGGAAGGCCUUUCGCCAGAGCUCACAUCUCACCCAGCAUCAGCGAAUUCAUACAGGAGAAAAACCUUAUGAAUGUAAUGAGUGUGGGAAGGCCUUCAGUUGUGGGAUGAACUUCCAACACCAUUCACAGCUUUCUAGGCACCAAAGAAUUCACACUGGAGAGAAGCCUUACGAGUGUAAAGAAUGUGGAAAGGCCUUCAGUCGGAACACACAGCUUUCUCGUCAUCAGAAAAUUCACACUGGAGAGAAACCUUAUGAAUGUAAUGAGUGUGGGAAGACCUUCCGUGAGAGCAAGCAGCUUUCUCGGCACCAAAGAAUUCAUACUGGAGAGAAACCAUAUGAAUGUAAUGAAUGUGGAAAGACCUUCAGUCGGAGCACAGGACUUACUGAGCAUCAGAGAAUUCAUACUGGAGAAAAACCUUAUGAAUGUCAUGAGUGUGGGAAGACCUUCCGUGAGAGCAAGCAACUUACUCGACAUCAGAGAAUUCACACUGAAGAGAAACCUUAUGAAUGUGAUCAAUGUGGGAAGGCCUUCCGCUGGAAAACAGAACUUACUUCCCAUCGCAGAAUUCAUACUGGAGAGAAGCCGUAUGAGUGUAAUGAAUGUGGGAAGGCCUUCCGCCUCAGUGCACACCUCAUUCAACAUCAGAGUAUCCACACUGGAGAGAAACCUUAUGAAUGCAACGAAUGUGGGAAGGCCUUUCGCUGGAUCACAGGACUGACUUCCCAUCACAGGAUUCACACUGGGGAGAAACCAUAUGAGUGUAGCAUAUGUGGGAAAGCCUUCCGCUGGAGAACAGUUCUUACUUCCCAUCACAGGAUCCACACAGGAGAAAAACCAUUCGAGUGUAAUGAGUGUGGGAAGGCUUUCCGCCUGAGCAAACAUCUUAUUCAACAUCAGAGAAUUCACGGUGAAGCCUUUUGAGUGGCAAUGCCUUGUAAAGUGAAUGAAUGUGAAGAUUUCAGUCAGGACACACGCUGAAAUUUAGAGAAUUCAAACUUAGGUAAAACCCUGUGGAUAAAGAAAUCCCCUGUGUAGUGUCCUACAGCAGCUGUUUUUCUUUUCAGGUUUUCAGACGCCUGCCAACCGCAUCAGGAGGUAACUUAGACAAAGACAGCUACUACUGUGUUCUCUGUGAAUCUGACAGGCACUUGCUUCCUCAAAAGCACUCCUCAGGCAUCUUCAGAAGCAUUAUCCUCACUCUUCACCUUCCCUUCUACCACAGAGGAAGUAUUCCCCCUCCUUGCUGAAGCCAAAUCACCUGCCCUUCUUCCUGGAGGACCUUACUUCGGCCGUUAGUAAGGUCCUCUCUCUCUCUCUCUCUCUGUGUCUCUGUCUCCCUCUUUCUGUCUCUGUGUCUCUGUCUCUCUCUGUGUCUCUGUGUCUCUGUCUCUCACUCUGUCUCUCUGUUUCUGCCUCUACCCACCUGCCUUCAGACUAGCCAAAACUAGAUCCUUUACCCCUGGUUUCUUUCUCAACCCCUUUGCUGAAGUUGCUGUAAAAGAGUCUUCAGUGAUCUUCUGAUCACUCAGUGCGUUGGGUGCUUUGGGAGGGUUGCUUAUCUUCCUCUCCUCCUCCCAUACAGUGAACCUUCUUAGUUUCUUCCCGGUUCUGUCUUUUUCAUGCACUCAAAGUUCGCUGUCCCCUGAGGUUCUCCCCUUGGUCCUCUUCUCUACUUGCUCCCUCUUUUAGGAAUCUCAUUCACUCCUUGGAGAAGGGACAAGGUGGCCUAAGCAGCUGGGGAACUCGAGGAUAGGACCCCUUUGUACUUUUAGAGACAGUUAUCAAGCUUAUGCCUAGGGACCAGUCAAGCCUUUAGUGAGCGUUUGAUAAGUGCCAGGGACUGUGUUCAGUGCUGGGGACACAGAAACACCCUCUCUCCUUCACCUUUCACAUCCAAUCAGCUACCGAGUCUCCCCAUCCCUGCCAGUGCCCCACAGUGGGUCCCCCUCCCUCAACUGGGUGAUACUGCUGAAUAGCAUCUCCUUUCUGGCCUGCCCUCCGUCUUUCCCCUCCAGUCUGCCUCACACUCUGCUGGUCUAAUCUUCCUCAAACAGCAGCCUAAAUUUGUGGCUACUGCUCACCCCUUUGUCCUUUGGCCUCGAAGAUCCUCCCAAACCUCAUUCCCGGCCUUACCUUAUGCCCUGACAUUCAGCAACACAAGGCCCUUCUUGUCCCCCAGAAGUCUCUUUCACCUGUCGUGGAUCCCAAGAUCCUGGAAUUCCCCUCCCCACAUCUCCACGUGGAUUUAGAAGCCCAUGAGACUCAAACAUCCUCAUCAGCCCCUCAGACCUCACUUUGACGGGUUAUGUCUGGGCUGCAUCCACAAGUCCUGUUUCCUCUGUCCUUGGUUUCUACCCCAGGAACUGGUCUUGGCUGUGUGCUGGGCACUGUGUUAAGCCCUUGGGAUACAAAGAAAGUCAGAGACAUGGCCCUUGCCCUCAAGAAGCUCACCAUCAGAACUCCACAAAGGCAUAAGGAUUGUUUCCUGUGUUGUCUGGAGACUGAGCAUCACGGCGUUUGUGGUAUGGAGAAGCCCAAGAGAAGGGACUCCCCAGUAGUCCUGCAUUGUUUCCUUGGACCUUUCUUCUCUGGAGUCCUGCUGAGGGUCAGGGGUGUAUGGGGUGUAUGGACGACUAGCACCACUGGUGUGCGGGCUUGCCAAGCCCCUUCCAGGGCCAUUCAUCCACCUUUGGUGGCCACCUCACCCGUGGUUCCAAGAAGCUGUAGCACGUGCAGUGUGGCCACACCCUGGCAGAACCAUCUCGGCAGAUGGCUAAACCAGGUUGAGGAUAACCGAUGGGCCUCAAACCGUUGGUGAGUUAGGGAGAUGUCUGCCCCGAGCACGUGAAGACUGCUCCCGCUGGCAGAACAGGCAGGUAUGAACAGUUUGUUCUCAUGGGCCCUGAAGGUGGCUGAAGCAGGCACCGUAGAGUGCUUAGAGCUUGGCCGAACAUCCCGGGCCAUCACCAGUCAUCCAGUU